This is a messenger RNA of Aspergillus versicolor CBS 583.65, 2033 nucleotides long. It is a transcript of the gene gel1, whose product is annotated as 1,3-beta-glucanosyltransferase gel1. Gene Ontology annotation, biological process: fungal-type cell wall (1->3)-beta-D-glucan biosynthetic process. Lineage: Eukaryota; Fungi; Ascomycota; Eurotiomycetes; Eurotiales; Aspergillaceae. Gene Ontology annotation, cellular component: fungal-type cell wall; cytoplasm. The coding region runs from base 297 to 1655 and encodes 452 amino acids. Gene Ontology annotation, molecular function: 1,3-beta-glucanosyltransferase activity. The transcript has 2 exons. The record is from RefSeq and is a predicted model, not a curated record.
CGGCUGGCCCGCCAGGCCGCCACCCCUAUGCAAGCACCAGGCGCCUCCAUUCCCUCCUUCUUUCGUCCGCUCCCUGCCUCUUACUUUCUUUCUUCUCUCCUCCCAUCCCUUCCAUCGUUUGUGAAUCCCUUCUUUCUUAUUUUCGACGUACUUCAAGUCGUCAUCCCGUCAUUCGUUCAGACUUGCCUAAUUCUACUUCUCACACUCGCUUUAUCGCGCCCCGCGACUUACCUCCGCAUUUCAUCGCCAAAUCGCUCUUAUUUAUCGACUGACUACCGAAUACCAAAUAUCUCACAAUGAAGGGCUCCGUCUUUGCUACCGCCCUCACUCUGAGCGUUUCCAGCGUUCUGGCUUCGCCCCAGCAGCUGUCCGCCCGUGACGACGUCACUCCCAUCACCGUCAAGGGUAACGCUUUCUUCAAGGGAGACGAGCGCUUCUAUAUCCGUGGUGUCGACUACCAGCCUGGCGGUUCCUCCGACCUGGCUGACCCCAUCGCCGAUGCUGAUGGCUGCAAGCGCGACAUCAAGAAGUUCAAGGACCUCGGCCUGAACACCAUCCGUGUUUACUCGGUCGACAACUCCAAGGACCACGACGAGUGUAUGAACGCCCUGGCUGAUGCUGGCAUCUACCUUGUGCUCGACGUCAACACUCCCAAGUACUCGCUCAACCGUAAAGCUCCCGACGUGUCCUACAACGACAAGUACCUUCAAUACAUCUUUGCUACUGUCGACAAGUUCGUCAAGUACAAGAACACCUUGGCUUUCUUCUCCGGAAACGAGGUCAUCAACGAUGGUCCUUCCUCCAUCACUGCCCCUUACGUCAAGGCUGUGACCCGUGAUCUCCGCAACUACAUGAGCGCUCGCAACCACCGUCAGGUCCCUGUUGGAUACUCCGCUGCCGACGUCGACACCAACCGUCGUGAGAUGGCUGAGUACAUGAACUGUGGUACCAAGGAGGAGCGCAGUGACUUCUUCGCUUUCAACGACUACUCCUGGUGCAGCCCCUCUUCCUUCGAGAAGUCCGGUUGGGAUGCCAAGGUCAAGAACUUCACCGGUUACGGCCUCCCCCUCUUCCUCUCCGAGUACGGAUGCAACACCAACACGCGUGACUUUGGUGAGGUUGAGGCCCUCUACUCCAAGAAGAUGACUGGCGUCUACUCUGGUGGUCUUGUCUACGAGUACUCCCAGGAGCCCAGCAACUACGGACUUGUUAAGGUCAAGGGCGAUGAUGUCAGCGACCUCAAGGACUUCGAUGCCCUCAAGACUGCUUUCGAGAAGACCAGCAACCCCGAGGGUGACGGUGGCUACAACAAGACUGGUGGUGCCAACCCCUGCCCCGCUAGAAACGCCCCCAACUGGGACGUUGACUCCGAGGACGUUCUUCCUGCUAUGCCCGAACCUGCCAAGAAGUACUUCGAGAACGGCGCUGGUAAAGGCGAUGGCUUCUCGGGCUCUGGUAGCCAGACCUCUGGUACCCCCUCUUCCAGCAACACCACCGAUGGCGAGGGCAACACUGUUGAUGGCAGUGUCAACACUGAGAACUCGGGCAGCGACGACGAGGAGGGUGCUGCUGCUGGCCUUGCGAUCUCUCCCGUUUUCGUCGGGAUGGUGACUGUUUUCUCUACCCUUGCCGGCGCCGGUAUGGCUCUGUUCUAGGCGAUGGAAGUUGGAUUGUCUUGAAUGUUCUUUGUCACAUUUAUUUCUUUCGGAGUUCUCUGACUUGCCGGAUGGGAUUUGUAUUGAUAUGCCCCUGGCGUUUCCCACGCGACGCACAAGGAGCCUCCCCGCUGUACAGUUGGAUGGCACAUUUGUUAGUCACUUUUAGUGCUUUGAGUAUAGACUCGUAAUCAAUGCCUGAUGUUGUUACUGAUGUGCAAUAAUGUCUCGAGUAGCCUAGUUUAAUUGUAACUUGCAGAAACAAACCAAUGGCGAGACUUGCGCUGUUUAGUUUUCUGCAUCUUUGCCCUAAGUUAGGGCCCCUACUUGACAGAAAUAAAGACAGGAACCUAGCUUGAUUCUUGAAGUGAUAUCCGC